Messenger RNA from Centruroides sculpturatus (bark scorpion), 1838 nucleotides. RefSeq names its product receptor-type tyrosine-protein phosphatase alpha-like. Lineage: Eukaryota; Metazoa; Arthropoda; Arachnida; Scorpiones; Buthidae. The transcript is spliced from 15 exons. Gene Ontology annotation, molecular function: protein tyrosine phosphatase activity. Gene Ontology annotation, biological process: protein dephosphorylation. The record is from RefSeq and is a predicted model, not a curated record. The coding region runs from base 90 to 1838 and encodes 582 amino acids.
CUGGGAAUGAUAAUUAUCAAUUUCUACCGACAGUUUUAUUUUAAAUAAUAGAAUAAAAAUCUAUUGUCUCUUUUCUAAUUGAAUUUUAUAUGUUAGACGAUUUACAAGAGAGUAAGUUAAUCAUAGAAAACUAUGAUUCUCCUCCCGGAGUUGAGAAGCAGAAUGUUAUCAGAUUGGAAGAUUUAGAACAUUAUGUGAAAACGAUGAACGAAUGUGGAGGUUUUCUUACUAGAUUUGAGAUGUUGAAAACUGGUCAGUUAAAACCUUGGGAAGCUGGAAAAAAAACCGAAAAUAAAUCAAAAAAUAGAUACGCUGAUCUUCUACCUUAUGAUGAAACCAGAGUCGUUCUGCAAAAACUAAAAAACGAUCCAGAUUCCGAUUAUAUUAAUGCAAGUUAUAUCGAUGGUUAUAAUCAUCCAAAAGCAUAUAUCAGUACUCAAGGCCCAUUAGACAAAACUGUCAACGACUUUUGGAGGAUGAUUUGGCAGGAGAGUAUAACCAAAAUCAUCAUGGCUGCUAACAUCAUUGAAAAUGGAAAAAAAAAAUGCGAAGUUUAUUGGCCAGAAACUGUUAAAAGAUACGGAGAUAUCACCGUUUCUCUUCAGUCAGAACAGGUCUUCAUUGAUUUUAUAAUUCGCACUUUUAAAAAAUACUGUACUGUGCCGCCAUCUAGUAUUAAGAAACAACAUUAUAAAUUUUACAGUGCCGGUGUCGGAAGAUCCGGAACUGUUAUGUUAUUAGAUGCAGCAUUAGAUAUGUUGAAGGCAGAAGGGACCGUAGAUGUUUUUAGUCUUUUAUAUAAAAUGAGGCAACAAAGAAUUAAUUUAGUAGAAACUCUUGAUCAAUAUACGUUCGUAUAUACAGCGCUUAUCGAUUAUCAUUUCGGUGAUAUCACAUUGAAUUCUUCUGAGAACUUCGUUCUUUAUUAUAAUAAAUUAAGAAUGAUAGACAAUGAGAAAAAGAAAAACGGUCUACAACUUCAAUUUGAGGAACUAGAAAAGCUGACUACUCCCUUUACAGAAGACAAAUGUUUAACUGCAUUGAAAGGGGAUAAUAAAUCAAAAAAUCGUUCCUUAGAUAUUUUACCUUCCGAAGGUGGAAGAGUAAUAUUAAAAGCUGGAAAUUCUAUAAUGUAUGUGAAUGCAGUUUACUGUAAUGGGUACGGUCGUACUGAAUCGUAUAUUGUUACACAAUAUCCUUUACCAGAAACUCUUAACGAUUUCUGGCAGCUUGUUUAUGAUGUCGGCUCUACAGUUAUGGUGGUCUUAAACGAUUUUAAUUCGAAAGAAGAGACGGCUCCUGUACCUUGGCCAGAAUCGGGAACGGUAUAUCGAGGUAAUUAUAGGAUUGAUCACAUAAUGAGUAAAUCCAACCGUGCUGGAAUAAUUCGACAUUUAAAAUUACGAAAUAUGGAUCAGGGACACAAAACAAGAAAGAUUCGUCAAUUUCAACUUAAAGAUUGCAAAAUUAACGAAAUGACACAUCCUGCAGUAAAUAAUGUAGUUUAUAUGUUGAACAAGAUUGGAAGAUGGCAAAAUAAAUCAAAACACAAACCAGUCAUUGUUAUGUGUUACAAUGGUUCUAGCAUGUCAGGAUUUUUCUGUGCCUCGGCUUAUAUGAGGGAUCAAUUUAGAAGUCAAGGAUCUAUGGACGUUUUCGAAGCUGUUAGAACUGUUAGAAUUAAUCGUCCGACUUUUGUACCAGUUUUAAAUCAGUACAGAUGGCUUUAUGAAGUUGGAUGCGCUUUGAUAUCAUAUAANAAAAAAAAAAAAAAAAAAAAUGUGAUGAAUGGACCUUUCAAAUUCGACAUUUACCACCGACGGUUUUAUAUAUUGUGA